Molecule: messenger RNA, 3012 nt
Organism: Artibeus jamaicensis (Jamaican fruit-eating bat)
Lineage: Eukaryota; Metazoa; Chordata; Mammalia; Chiroptera; Phyllostomidae
Product: nuclear body protein SP140-like protein
Exons: 14
Coding region: 132-1622 (496 amino acids)
Biological process (GO): regulation of transcription by RNA polymerase II
Cellular component (GO): nucleus
Molecular function (GO): protein binding; DNA-binding transcription factor activity, RNA polymerase II-specific; DNA binding
Source: RefSeq, a predicted model, not a curated record
UCCCCAUUUGGGUGGAGAGCACUCAGGGUGAGUCUGUUACACAUUUUCUGCUCAGAGCUGAGCAGUCUCACUGAAACCAGGCAGAGGACACCAGAGGCGUGAGAGGUUCUGCAAGGGCCAAGGGCAGGACAAUGGCCACUGAGGGCAGCCACUUCAACACCAGGAUGUCUGCAGAAGCCCAGAAUAGUGUUAAGAACAAUGCAGCCAUGCUCUUCAAAAAGUAUAAGGUGGAAAUUUCAAAUGCAAUAAAGACAUCAUUUCCUUUUCUUGAAAUUCUUCACGACCGUGGAUACAUCACCAGUGAAAAAUAUAAAGAGUAUCGAGAAAAUUUUGAGAAAGAGAUUUCCAUACAAGAAGUCAUAUACAAUAUUCUCAGUGACCUGGAGAAGAUAUUUGACUUGCCCCUUCUGGAUACUUUGUUCAGCAAGUUCAUUGUGAAGAAAUAUCCUGGUUUAAAUUACAUUUACAAAAUCUUCCAAAAAGAGAUACCAAACAUAAAAAAUUUCCUGGAAAGUGAUGUAGAAGAAAAUGAGGGGAGAUCCGAUAUCCAACUAAGCCUCGGACAAGGACCUGGUGAAAACUCAUAUCUAAGUCUGCCCUGGAAUCACAAUGAGUCUAUGAACUUUAAAAAGCCACCUACAUCUGGAAACAUACAUUGCAAAAGAGGGUCAAAAAAGCACCAAGAAGAAUAUGUAGAUUUUCACUCUGAAAUACUUCCCAUGACCUGUGGAGAGAUGAAAGGCAUGCUAUAUAAGAAUAAGUUGGAAGAAGGAUCCACGGUGAAGUGCAUAAAGACAGAGGAUGGACGUUGGUUCACCCUCCAGGAAUUUGAAGCUGCAGGGGGCUAUAAAAGUUCAAGUAAUUGGAAGAACACUGUGCGCUGUGGAGGGAAAACCCUAAAACGGCUGAUGGAGGAAGAAAAGCUACCUAUACCACCAAGAAAAUAUGGCAGGAAAAAAAAGCUUGAAAAGCCAGGUGUAUGUGUGAUCUGCCGGGAUGGAGAAAACCUCCUCCGCUGUGAUACUUGUUCAAGAUCCUUUCAUGGGGACUGUCACCUCCCACCUGUGCAGACUGAGAGACCUCUCAGGAGGCCGUGGAGUUGCACCUUCUGCAGGAUAAAGGAGUCUUCAGGAAAUCUUCAGUGUCACAAGGAAUCUGAGGUCCUGGCAAGGCAGAUGGGUCCUGAAGAGCAGCUGAAAUGUGAGUUCCUCCUCUUGGAGAUCUACUGCCAUUCAGACAAUGACUGUUCUGAGAAGAUGCCACAAGAUAAUUAUUUUUUUUCACAGACACCAGAGAUUUUUGAAUGCAUGAAAAAUCUUCAGAUGUUGAAAGAAAUUGGAAGGAAGCUACGCGAGCAAUGUUACCCCAAAGUGGAGAGCUUUAUGAAGGACAUGCGCCUCAUCUUUCAGAAUCACAAGGCAUUUAAUAAAUGCAAAGAUUUGUUUUUACUGGGAAUUACCCUGGAGAAGAAAUUUGAGAAGAAUUUUACAGAAGUGUUUGCUAUUCAGGAAGUAAAACAAGAACACACAGACAACAAAAUUAAAAAAGAAAAGAGUACAUACGCAAAAUUAGGAGUUCGGCAACAAAAAGAAAACCAUUCAAAGGACAAACAGACAUCUUAGAGCUAAAGAAGACAAUGAGCCCUGGCUGGUGUAGCUUAGUGGAUUGAGCACAGCCCUGUGAAGCAAAGGAUUGCCGGUUUGAUUCCCAGUCAGGGCACAUAUCUGGGUUGCAGGCCAGGUCCCAGUGGGGGACACACAACCACACAUUGAUGUUUCUCUACCCCUACUUCUCCUUCCCUUCCCCCUCUCUAUAAAUAAAUAAAUAAAUACAUAUAUACAUACAUAAAUACAUACAUAUUUUAAAAAAGAAGACAAUGACUGCACUUAAGAAUUUAAUAGAGAGCUUCAAAAACAAACUCAGUUAAGCUUCAGAAAGAUUCAGUAAGCUCGAAGAUAGGUUAUUUGAAAUUAUCUAGUCAGAGGAGCAAAGGAGAAAGAUAAAGAGUAAAGACUGCCCACAGGACUUAGGAGACAUGAUCAAGGGAACAUAUAAGAAAAAGAAAGGAACAAAAAGUCUAUUUAAAGCAAUAAUGAUUGAAAAUUUCUAAAUUUGGGGAGAGAUACAGAAAGCCAUAUUCUUUCAGCCCAAAAGCUUAAUAGGUUCAACUUGAAAAGGGAUGCCCUAACACCACUUAGAGCUAAAUUGUCAAAAUUUAAAGACAGUUUGGAAAGCAGCAACAGAAAAGUGAUUUAUCAAAUACAAUGGAUACUUUGCAAGUCAAGAGAGAGUGAAUGAUAUUGGAAAAUAUUGAAAGCAAAGAACUGUUAGUGAAGCAAAGCUGUCCUAUAGAAUUAUAGGAGAAAUAGAUCUAUCCAAGCAAAUGCCAGUUGAGGAGUUGAGGGCAUUCAUCACCAGUAGAACGGCCUACUAGCUCAAUCUGAUUGAACAUCAUCCCAAUACACCAUCAUUGCAGGUUUGAUUGCUCCAGUCAGGGCACAUAUCAGUAUCAACCAAUGCUUACAUACAUAAGUGGAACAUCAAUUACCCUCUUUCUUGCUCCUUUCUUCUCUCACUCUCUAAAUUCAAUAAAUAAAAAAAAACAAAGAAAGGAAGAUUAUAUUUAAGAGAAGAAGAAAUGCUAAUGGGCUUUCCUCGGGCUAAAAUAAAAAGAACGUAAUUAAUACUGUGCAUUUUUUAAAAAAAUGACCUGAACUGUCCACUAUACCCAGUUGGCUGCUCUUUCUUCCUUUAUUACAUGCACAGGGAAUUUAAAGCAGGAAAGGGGUAGAGAGAAGGCUGUGACCCAAAUCCCUCUGAAAGAUUUGGCUGCAUAAUCUCUUGAAACAAAAACCAGAUUCAACAAACAUAACUCAACCUGCUUCUUUAAUAUAGAUAAAGAACGAACGAUCUCAAGCUUUCAGCUACAACUUAUAUGUCUCAUAUGUAUAGAUGGUUUUAAUAUGAACUGUAACUGAAAUUCUAGAAUAAAUUUCUUUUUUUCUGCAAGCA